CGAGUUAUCAUAAUUCUGAACCGUGCCGUUUAUUGUUUAAUGUUUAAUGUUUAUACUUUAUUCAGAUUUCAGUUUGUUGAGUAGUAUUGACGCUAACUUACAUUUAAGUGUUUUAAACUUUAUUUUUAUUUAAGUUAUACAAAAACUAAAAUGUACAAAGUUCCUCAAAAAGUACAGAAGGUAAUGGUACAGCCCAUUAACCUUAUCUUUCGGCACUUGCAAAAUCGUGCUAAAGUUCAAGUAUGGCUUCAGGAGAAAAUUCAUUUAAGGAUUGAAGGACAUAUUGUGGGUUUUGAUGAAUAUAUGAAUCUGGUCUUGGACGAAGCUUGUGAAGUUAACACUAAAGUUGACUCACGGAAACCUGUUGGCCGUAUAUUGUUGAAAGGAGAAAACAUUACAUUAAUACAAAAUAUGACUCCUUCCAUAGGAUAAAAACAAGAACUGUCUGAAUAAAAAAAAUAUACUUCAAUAUAUCCUUUGUAAUAUAAAUUCAUAAUAAAAUAUCUUAAUACUUACAACUCAAA
Messenger RNA from Metopolophium dirhodum (rose-grain aphid), 524 nucleotides. RefSeq names its product probable small nuclear ribonucleoprotein E (gene SmE). Gene Ontology annotation, biological process: mRNA splicing, via spliceosome; spliceosomal snRNP assembly. NCBI's taxonomy places the organism in Eukaryota, Metazoa, Arthropoda, Insecta, Hemiptera, Aphididae. Gene Ontology annotation, cellular component: U2 snRNP; precatalytic spliceosome; U1 snRNP. Gene Ontology annotation, molecular function: RNA binding. The transcript is spliced from 2 exons. The record is from RefSeq and is a predicted model, not a curated record. The coding region runs from base 151 to 432 and encodes 93 amino acids.